Molecule: messenger RNA, 1651 nt
Organism: Chrysoperla carnea
Lineage: Eukaryota; Metazoa; Arthropoda; Insecta; Neuroptera; Chrysopidae
Gene: Fkbp39
Product: 46 kDa FK506-binding nuclear protein
Exons: 6
Coding region: 148-1413 (421 amino acids)
Cellular component (GO): chromatin; nucleolus
Molecular function (GO): peptidyl-prolyl cis-trans isomerase activity; macrolide binding
Source: RefSeq, a predicted model, not a curated record
AAUUCAGUUCGCUUCUUGUUUCUUGUUUCACACUUGUUAAGGAACACAUGUGAAUUUCUUCAAUACUUAACAAAAUAUUUUUAAUUAUAAGUUAUUCAAACAAUAAGUACAUUUUAUUCAUUACAUUAAAUAAACUAUAACUUCAAAAUGUUUUGGGGAUUAAUUAUUGAACCAAAUAAACGGUAUACUCAAACCGUACAAAGAUCAUUUCAUAUUUCGAUGGCUGCAUUAGAUGCUUCGUCCUCAGAUGAUACUAACGUACAAGUAAUGCUUGGUUUGAACGACAAAAAUUAUUUACUUUGUACGUUGAAUCGAAAUAGUGUUUUACAAACAUCAUUAGAUCUUAAUUUUCAAGAAGGCAAUAAAAUUGCUUUCUUGCAUAAUGGUAAAGGAUAUGUUCAUCUUACCGGAUAUUUUGUACCCGAAGAUGAUCUUAUGGAUGAAUACGGUGAGGAAGAAGGUGAAGCUGAAGAUGAAGAAGUUCCUACAUUAGUUAAAGUGAAAAGUUUAAAAAGAAAAUCUGAAUCAGAAAGCGAUAAAAAGAAAUCAAAGAAGAAAAAAGCUGAAGAUCUUACUGUAUUAUUAAAUGAUACUUUAGAAUCUGAUGAUAAUGAUGACUCUUUUACCUUGGAUAAUGAAGCUUCAAGCGACGAAGAUGAUGAUGAUGAGGACGAAGACGACGACGAUGAUGAUGAUGCCGAAGAAGAAGAUGAUGAUAGCGAUGCCGAAGAUAAUAGUGAUGAAGAAGAUGAAGAUGGUGACGAAGACGAUAGUGAUGACAUGAAUGCACAAGAAAGUGAAGAUGAAGUUGAAGUGAAGAAACCUAAAAAAGAAAAGAAAAAGAAACUACAAUUAAAUGGAACUGCAUCUCCAGACAAAAAGCAAAAAAAUAAAGAAACACCAUCAAAAAAAGGUAAUAAUCAAGAUAAACAAUCACAAGAAAAACAACAAAAUAAUAAAAAGAAUGAAAACCAACAAAAUAAUAAAAAGAAUGAAAAUCAACAAAAGAAAAAAGAGAAAAAUGAAAAAAAAUUAAAUAAUGAAUCAUCAGGUAAUAAUGAUGUUUCACCACAGAAGAAAACACUUGAAGGUGGUGUACACAUAGAAGAUUUAAAAGUUGGAAAUGGUCCUGUUGCUAAGCCUGGUAAAUUUGUACAGGUUUAUUAUGAAGGUCGUUUAAAAUCAAAUGGCAAACAAUUCGAUGCUUCUAAAUCUGGUCCUGGAUUUAAAUUUCGCUUGGGUCGGAAAGAAGUUAUUCAAGGCUGGGACGUUGGUGUAGCAGGCAUGAGAGUUGGUGGACGUCGACGAAUUACCUGCCCUCCAAAUAUGGCAUAUGGUGCUAAAGGAUCACCUCCAGUUAUACCUCCACACAGUACACUGGUAUUUGAAGUUGAAUUAAAAAAUGUUAAUUAAUUUAUAAUUUUGUUUCAUUGCGUUUUUGUAAUUCUAAGUAAAAUUUAAGUAUUGGACCAUUCGGAGUAGAAGUCAAUACAAUGGAAGAAAAUUUCGAAUCCUAAGUUUUUAUCUUUUUUCUACUUAAUGAUUUAAAAAUCCGUUUGAAUUGAUUCAAUGCAUUAUUUAUGAAAAGUAAUUUUGAUCUUCUACCAUGUCUCGUAAUUUACGUUCCCUAAUAAUUAUGUUUUUAACAUUU